AUGGAGACGCCCAUCGAGCGCGAAAUCCGGCGCAGCUGCGAACGCGAGGCGAGCCUGCGCCGGAGCCGAGGCCUGAGUCCAGGCCGCGCGGGCAGCGAACUUGUCGAGCUGCGCGUGCGGCCGGUGCUCAGCCGGCCCGGGCCGGGCCCCGCGCUCCCGCGCGCCUUAGAACGCGCGCGAGCGGGCGCGCAGAUGCAGCGAGAAAUCGAGCGGGAGGCCCACCGCCAGGCGGCGCUAGCGCGCCCUGCCGCCCGUGAACCAAGUUCCCGGUCACCGCCACAGCCACUGGGCGAGCUCAAGCGAUUCUUCGAGGCUGUCGGGGAGCGCGGCCCCUCGCCUGCGGGCGGCGCAGGCCCGCAGCGGCCGCCCAAACCUGGAGGCCUGCGGCGCUCGGCCGCGCAGGGCGGGUGCCCGGUGCUGGCCCGCGCCCCGCAGUUGGCCGAGCUGUCGCUGCUGGAGCAGGAGGUGUGCCAGGUGCGCGAGCGCGAGCGGGAGCUGCAGCGCCAGCGGCGUAGUGUCUACGGCACCGCCGAGUUCAAGGAGCCCGCGCCAAGCCUCACGGCGAGUACGGGCAACGGAAAACUGGCGGUGAUCUGGCCCCCCCGCAGGAAGGCUUCAGAGAACGGCCUGGAGUAGGAGGAGCGCAAGCCUUGAGGUUUGAGCAGGCUGGAACCUGCGGAGGAAGGAAGCUUCACGUCGGAGGACAGGGUCGGGGCCGCCCCAGGAGUGCCCCCGGAUUGCUGGGAGGCCUGGAGAGGGUUCAACUGUCCGCACAGGGGACGGUGAAAUCGACCAUUUCAUCCUUGAGCCUGGCUUUAUGAAAUUGAUCAGUCCCUUCUGUAAAACUGUUUAGUCCCCUCCGGGAACCUGACCACUACCCCCAUCCCUGUAAGUGAAACUGUCCAGCCCUUUUCCUUGUAACUCUGCAAACCCAGCCAGCCUCUCCCUCGGGCCUUGACAGUUAGAGGGCCAGGGUCACUGCCUCGGCUGCCCCUCCACACCCCAAUAAAGCCCCUUCUUCCUGGGCAAUACAGGCUGUUUGUUUCUGGGUCCUCGUGGCCUGGGGUGGGGCCGGAGUGCGGCGGGCGGAGGGAGGUCUGAGAAAGCCGCAGGAGGUGCGGUCCAGUUUGCGGAUUGCACUCUUAUCGCCCUGUUCCUCCGCCGCCCGCCUCCCAGGCUGGCCCGGCCCGGGUCCUGCUGCCCCCUGGCGGCGCGGGCGCGAACUGCGGCGUCCGGACCGACGCGCUCACGCCCUCCGUUUCCCAGCCGCGUUGUCAAAAUUUAUUGGUGCCAGCAGCUUGCCCCGCGCUGGGCGCUGGCUAGACGGAGAUGAAAAGAGGCUGUUCCUGCCCUGGAGACGUAGACAGUAGCUGCCCCCCAAACAAGUGGGGGGCGCAAGCUCCUUGGCAAGGCAUGUUGAUACUCUGCCCAGCAGUUGAAAACUCAGAUGUCUACCGGGGCGAGGCAGAUACUAAGGAGAAGAAAAUAGGCCCGUUGUGAAGCAAUAGGGAGGGGUGGAGUCUGGGGUGUGCUGGAAAACAAAUGAGUGAGCUCAGUGAUGCCUGAGCUUCUGCUUUUCAAAAGCAACUGGCAACCCAGCUUUCAAAAGAGAAAUCUACCGAACUUUAAAUGAUCGUGACUAUUUAGAAAAACCUUUAAAAAAAUUUUUUUGGGGGGUUGGCAUCGGCACAAACACCACCAGUUUGCAGUGGGGCCCGUGGCUGGCUGUCAGUUUGCAAGCCGUGGUUGAUUUCUCUGUCCUGGGACAAGGGUUUCAAGGCCCCCUGGAUGGGGCUCGAGGGGAUCUGUGAAUGCCCUAAGUGGUUUAUAAAACUAUGUGUGGUCAUAUUCUGAGGAAUGCAGCUAUAGUUUAACAAACAGCUUGCUGGAGGUGCACUGAGACCCAGAAAAGUUUUAGAAUCACUGCUUAAACUCCUGUUGUUAUUAGCUGUCAGCCCCCUACUCAUGGUGACCCCACGCACAACAGAAUCAGAGCACUGUGAUCUAUCGGGUUUUUAUUGGCUGAUUUUCAGAAGCAGAUCACCAGACCUUUCUUCCUAGUCCAUAUUAGUCUGGACGCUCCACUAAC
Molecule: messenger RNA, 2089 nt
Organism: Trichechus manatus latirostris (Florida manatee)
Lineage: Eukaryota; Metazoa; Chordata; Mammalia; Sirenia; Trichechidae
Gene: MISP3
Product: MISP family member 3
Exons: 3
Coding region: 1-636 (211 amino acids)
Source: RefSeq, a predicted model, not a curated record